UCUUCUUCACUUCUCUAACAGUAGCGCCAAAAUUCAUCACCAAGAUCGAAGCUUUCUUCAAUGGAAGAAGAAACCCACGACGGAUCUCUCGAUCUCCAAGAGAUUCGCAGUCGCGUUAAAGAGCUCGAGUUCGUUCACCGGAAUUGCAGAGACGAGCCUGGAGAAUCAUGUAGUUCCGAUUCCGAGACUCUGGUCCAAGAUUUUGUUCUUCAGUUUGAACCAAAGGUGAAAGAGAUUGUUGAAGAUUACAGUGAUCUUGAUUUAUUGGAUGUUGAAGAUUCAGAUGCUUACUUGGAGUAUUUGAGAAAGGAGCUUCAUUCUGUGGAGGCUGAAAGUGCCAAGGUUUCUGAAGAAAUUGAACGUCUUUCUAAGUCUCAUGCCCAAGAUUCUACUAGGCUGGAAAGAGAUCUUGAAGGUCUUCUAUUGUCUCUGGAUUCUAUGUCAUCUCAGGAUGUGGAGAAGUUAAAAGAGAAUCAACCAUCUAGCAGCUCAAUGGAAGUAUGUGAAGUGAAUGAUGAUGACAAGUUUAAGAUAUUUGAACUCGAAAAUCAGAUGGAGGAGAAAAGGAUGAUUCUUAAGUCAUUGGAAGAUCUGGAUUCUUUACGUAAAAGGUUUGAUGCUGCAGAACAAGUUGAGGACGCAUUGACAGGCUUGAAGGUGCUCGAGUUUGAUGAAAACUAUAUUAGGCUCCAACUGCGAACAUAUAUUCCAAAACUAGACGGCUUGCUUGGACAGCACAAAUUUGAACACACUACUGAGCCAUCUGAAUUGAUCCAUGAAUUGCUAAUAUACCUGAAGGAUAAAACUACAGAGAUAACAAAAUUUGAGAUGUUUCCAAAUGAUGUAUACAUAGGAGACAUCAUCGAGGCAGCUGAUUCUUUCAGGCAGGUAAGGUUACACUCUGCAGUGCUAGACACAAGAUCUUCAGUCCAGUGGGUUGUCGCCAAAGUGCAAGAUAGAAUUAUUUCAACCACUUUGAGGAAAUAUAUUGUGACGAGUUCGAAAACAAUCAGGCACACGUUCGAAUACUACGACAAAGAUGAAACAAUUGUGGGUCAUAUAGCUGGAGGUAUUGAUGCAUUUUUAAAGGUCUCAGAUGGUUGGCCACUGUUGAAUACCCCAUUGAAGCUUGAAUCUCUCAAGAACUCUGACAAUCAGUCAAAGGGAAUUUCUCUAAGCCUUAUCUGCAAAGUUGAGGAUCUAGCUAAUUCCUUGGAUUUACAGACCCGACAAAACUUAUCAGGCUUCAUGGAUGCUAUUGAGAAAAUACUUGUCCAGCAAACCCAUCGUGGUUCUGCUGCUGCUGGUAAGCCCUUUUGGAUGAAACAUGCGGAAGAUGCAAAAAUUAAAGACGAAGGAGAGAAAGACGCUGCGGCAAAAGCAGCUUUUGAAGCUACAUUCAAAGGUGUAGACCAAACUACACAUUUGAUUGAAGCUGUUGCACCGGUACCGGAAUCUGCACCGGAAUCUGAUAGUGAUUCUGAUGAUGAUGAUGACGAAUCUGAUUACUUAUCUAGGAAACCAAUUGGUCCUGUGGAUCCUAGUAAGUCUACAGCUUCUGGUGCUGGUAUUGGUGGUGGAACGGCUUGUGUUCCGUCUACGUUUGUUGUUGUAACUAAGGAUUCUGAUGGGAGGAAAGUUCCUAAUGGUGGAGCUUUGAUUAGAGUUAAAGUGUGUCCUGGUGUUGGUGUUGGUGGUACUGAUCAAGAAGGUGUUGUUAAAGAUGUUGGUGAUGGGAGUUAUGCUGUUACUUAUGUUGUGCCUAAGAGAGGAAACUAUAUGGUUAAUAUUGAAUGCAAUGGGAGUGCUAUCAUGGGAAGUCCCUUUCCUGUCUUCUUUAGCCAAGGGUCUUCUUCGACUGGACUGAUGGGUUCUGCUCCAGCUUCAUACUCGAAUCUUAUAAAUCAAACUAUGCCAAACAUGCCUAAUUACACUGGUUCUGUUUCGGGGGCUUUCCCGGGACUUUUGGGAAUGGUUCCAGGCAUUGCAUCUGGUCCUUCAGGUGGUGCUAUUUUGCCUGGAGUUGGAGCUUCGCUUGGGGAAGUCUGUCGGGAAUAUCUUAAUGGUAGAUGUGUGAACUCUAUGUGCAAGUUAAACCACCCUCCUCAGAAUCUGCUGAUGACUGCUAUAGCUGCAACGACAAGUAUGGGUAAUAUGAGUCAGGUGCCUAUGGCUCCUUCUGCUGCAGCAAUGGCUGCUGCUCAGGCCAUUGUUGCUGCACAGGCCCUUCAAGCUCAUGCUUCUCAGAUGCAAGCACAGGCUCAAUCAAACAAGGGAUCUUUAGGUUCCCCAGAAAAAGGAGAAAACGGGGAUUCAUUGAAGAAAUUUCUCCAAGUUAGCAACCUAAGUCCAUCGCUUACAACUGAACAACUUAGGCAGCUAUUUAGCUUCUGUGGCACAGUAGUUGACUGUAGUAUAACUGAUUCAAAGCAUCUUGCCUACAUAGAAUACUCGAAUUCCGAAGAAGCAACAGCUGCUUUGGCAUUAAACAAUACGGAAGUCUUUGGUAGACCAUUGAAUGUUGAGAUUGCAAAAUCGCUACCUCACAAACCAUCUUCAAAUAAUUCUUCGUCCUCAUUACCACUGAUGAUGCAACAGGCCGUCGCGAUGCAGCAGAUGCAAUUCCAACAGGCUAUACUAAUGCAACAAGCCGUGGCUACUCAGCAGGCAGCAAAUAGAGCUGCCACAAUGAAGUCUGCCACUGAGCUUGCAGCAGCUAGAGCUGCAGAGAUAAGUAGGAAACUGAGACCUGAUGGAGUUGGAAAUGAUGAAAAAGAAGCUGAUCAGAAGUCUAGGUCACCAUCUAAGUCUCCUGCAAGGUCGAGAUCAAAGUCAAAAUCACCAAUAAGUUACAGGCGAAGACGGAGAUCUCCGUCCUAUUCACCACCGUUUCGUCGCCCAAGAAGUCAUAGAUCGAGAUCACCAUUAAGAUAUCACCGGCGAUCAACUUAUGAAGGGAGAAGGCGGUCAUAUAGAGAUUCUAGGGAUAUUUCUGAAAGUAGGAGAUACGGUAGAUCAGAUGAACACCAUUCUUCCAGUUCAAGGAGAAGUAGGAGUGUAAGCCCCAAAAAGAGAAAAUCUGGACAAGAAGAUUCAGAGCUGUCAAGACAUCGACGCAAUAGCUCAUCACGUGGAGAUAAGAAAUCAUCUCGUGCUGGUUCACGAUCACCGAGGCGACGUAAGGAAGUUAAGUCAACCCCAAGAGAUGAUGAAGAAAACAAACUCAAACGUAGAACACGGUCAAGAUCUAGAUCAGUGGAAGAUUCUGCAGAUAUGAAGGAUGAAUCUAGAGAUGAGGAAUUGAAACAUCACAAAAAGCGGUCGAGGUCAAGAUCUCGUGAAGAUAGGAGUAAAACCAGAGACACGUCUCGAAAUUCUGAUGAAACUAAACGGAAACACAGGCGGAGGUCUAGGUCCAGAUCAUUAGAAAACGACAAUGAUUCUGAUGAGAAGGUUGAUGUUGCUCAAGACGGUGACCUGAAUUCCCGUCACAGUAGGCGCAGGUCAAAAUCGUUGGACGAGGACUAUGAUAUCAAAGAAAGGAGGGGAAGGUCCAGGUCUAGAUCAUUGGAAACGAAAAACAGGUCUUCUGGGAAAAAUAAGCUGGAUGAAGACAGAAACACAGGAUCACGUCGAAGGAGGUCCAGGUCAAAAUCAGUGGAAGGUAAGCAUAGUUAUAACAAGGAAACUCGGAGCAGAGACAAAAAGUCCAAGCGUCGUAGUGGAAGACGGUCGAGGUCACCAUCAUCUGAGGGUAAGCAAGGGAGAGAUAUGAGGUCAUCCCCUGGAUAUUCUGAUGAAAAAAAAUCGAGACAUAAGCGGCACUCCAGGUCAAGAUCAAUAGAGAAAAAGAACAGUUCAAGAGAAAAAAGGUCAAAACGUCAUGAAAGAUUGCGGUCAUCAUCUCCUGGAGGUGACAAAAGGCGGGGCGAUAGAUCAUUAUCUCCUGUUAGUUCAGAAGAUCAUAAGAUCAAGAAAAGACACUCUGGAUCCAAAUCUGUGAAAGAGAAACCCCGCUCAGAUUAUGAGAAAGUUGACGAUGGAAAUGCAAAUUCAGAUUCUAGUCCGCUGGAAAGGAAUCUUGAAGGUCUUUUAUUGUCACUGGAUUCAAUGUCAUCACAGGAUGUGGAGAAGUCAAAAGAGAAUCCACCAUCUAGCAGCUCAGUGAAAAUAGGUGAUGCAAAUGAUGAUGAGAAGUUUAAGGUGCGAUUGAGGAGAAAAGGAUUAUUCUCAAGUCAUAGGAAGAUCUGGAUUCUAUACGUAAAAGGUUUGAUGCUGCAAAACCGUGAAGAACUCCAUCCCAAAGAAUCCUCCCAAAAGUGAGUACCAAGAACCACCUCGACUCCACAACUUAGCGUUUCCUGAAGAGUUAGUGCGGCUUUUCUUUCGUUUUGAACUCCUGAAUGUGUUCUUGGUUUGUCGUCAGCAACUCUUUGUUGUAAUAACUUUGGCAUUUUCUG
Molecule: messenger RNA, 4460 nt
Organism: Arabidopsis arenosa
Lineage: Eukaryota; Viridiplantae; Streptophyta; Magnoliopsida; Brassicales; Brassicaceae
Source: the annotation of a GenBank genome assembly